This is a messenger RNA of Equus caballus (horse), 2592 nucleotides long. It is a transcript of the gene DDX28, whose product is annotated as DEAD-box helicase 28. The record is from RefSeq and is a predicted model, not a curated record. Lineage: Eukaryota; Metazoa; Chordata; Mammalia; Perissodactyla; Equidae. Gene Ontology annotation, molecular function: mRNA binding; ATP binding.
ACUUGGCCACUGGGCCAGCCCUCCAUUUCUUUACAUCUUCUUCCAUUUCUUUCAAUAAUGUCUUAUAGUUUUCAGUCAUAGUCUUUCAGUAUAGUUUCAAUUAUAGGUCUUUCACCUCCUUGGUUAAGUUUAUACCUAGGUAUUUUAUUCUUUUUCUUGUGAUUGUAAAUGGGAUGGUAUUCUUGAGUUCUCUUCCUGCUAGUUAGUGCUUGUUAGUGUACAGAAAUGCAACUGAUGGGCUUCACUUGUCUGGGUCUGGAGCCUCGCGUGCGGCUCAUGCUACAGGAGGCUGCUCCCGAAGUCGUUUGGCCUACAACUGUGCAGUCGAGCACCAUCCCCUCACUACUUCGCGGCCGCCACAUCCUUUGCGCUGCAGACCCCGGCAGUAGCAAGACUCUCAGCUACCUAUUACCUCUGCUUCAACUGCUCUUGGGCCGGCCACACCUGGACUCCCAGUGUAUCCCUGCUCCUCAAUGCCUGGUCCUUGUGCCUUCGAGACAGUUAGCCGAACAGUUCCGUGCCGUGGCCCAGCCCUUGGGCAGCUCCCUGGGCCUCCAGGUGUGGGAGCUAGGGAGAGGCCAUGGCAGGAGUAGGAUCAAGCUGCCACUGUCCAAACAACCUCCAGCAGAUGUACUAGUGGUCACUCCGGGAGCUCUGUGGAAGGCCCUGAAAAGACAGCUGAUCAGCCUGGAGCCCCUCUCCCUCUUGGUGUUGGAUGAGGCAGACACACUGCUGGAUGAAAGCUUCCUGGAACUAGUGGACUACAUCUUGGAGAAGAGCCAUAUAGCGGAAGGCCCAGCUGACUUAAAAGACCCCUUCAAUCCCAAAGCUCAGUUAGUGCUGGUGGGGGCCACAUUUCCCGAAGGUGUAAGCCAGCUGCUGAGUCAAGUUGAGCCGGACUCUCUAGCCACUAUCACCAGUUCCAAGCUCCACUGUGUCACAUCCCAUGUCAGACAGACAUUUAUGAGGCUGAAGGGAGCAGAGAAGGUGACUGAGUUGGUACAGAUCCUCAAGCAGCAUGACAGAGCAUAUAGGAUGGGCCCCUCAGGAAGCGUUCUGGUGUUCUGUAAUAGCUCCAGCACUGUGAACUGCCUAGGCUAUGUUCUAGAUGACCACAAAAUCCAACACCUCAGGCUGCAGGGACAAAUGCCAGCCUCACUGAGGGCAGGUAUCUUCCAGCGCUUCCAAAAGGGCUCCCGAGACACACUUCUCUGCACAGACAUAGCUUCUCGGGGCUUGGACAGCACCCACGCGGAGCUGGGUACCAAUUACGAUUUCCCUCUCACCCUGCAAGACUGUAGCCACAGAGCGGGGAGGGUGGGCCGAGUGGGAAGCGACGUGCCAGGAACAGUCAUUAGCUUUGUGACCCAUCCCUGGGAUGUGAGCCUGGUUCAGAAGAUUGAGCUGGCAGCUCGCCGGAGGAGAAGCCUUCCAGGACUAGGGUCCUCGGUGAGAGAGCCUUUGCCCCAGCAAACCUGAUUGCAGCUGGCUUAAAUAUGAUGCCAUAACAGAGAUCUUUCCCUGUGCCCUGGGUGGGUGAGCAGACUUGUCAUUAGGAUGUGCUAGGCUGCCCAGUCACCUCCCCGAAGGCCUGGUAAGCUGCUGGCCAGCACGGGAGGGUGAACUUCUGAGCAUGGCUCUCUGUAGUCUUUCACAUGACUCAUGAAAAAUAAAGUAGAUUUUGGCUUUGCCUUAUAUCAUGAUUUCUAACAAUAAAUGAUGUUUUUAUGGAUCUCCCCUAAUGAUAGUUACCAUUGGAGCAGAAUUCAUUGGAUUCUGAGAAGAUUCACACUCCAAACUAUCACACCUAGGACAAAGGGUCUUUCAACUGAUGGUUUUAUUUGUAAACAUUUAGGUUUUAUUUCCUGCCCCUAAAACACCCAUUAAGUUCCCAGGAAAAGGGAAAGGUGAAGUAACUAGCAGUAGGGAGAAAUCUUCACCAGCAGUGCCCAUGGCAGGUUUGGGCACUCUUGGUGAAAUCUCUGAGAAGUACUGGCAGAAGAAUACAAGGCAGACUGACGCAGAAGUGUGGCUGGCUGUGCAUUUCCAGGCUCUGCCUUCUUUUCUGUCUCUUGGUGGCAGAGGAAGAGGAGAGGGGAUUAAACUGUUUUACAGAACUGGCAAAAUAAGUGUAUAGCAUCCUGUGACUUAUAGGUUCCAGUCUCUGCUGCAUGAUAUAAGUUUUGCCUAAAGUAAUAAACAGUUGAGAGUCGAAAUAUAAUACUCCACAAAACAACUUAAAAAUACUUGCACACAGAAAAUGAUAAAGUUUCAGACAGCAGAAAUGGGCCCAGGGCAGCCUUUGCCAAAAGAGAAUAUUGUACUAAAUGUGCAAUCAUAGCUCUUUUCCAUAUGAAGAAACUGAAGCUCAGGGGGACAAAGAACUUACUCAAAAUCAGACAAGUAGGUUGGACAGAAUCUAGUCUUGUCUGCACCAAGGUUUGUAUUCUUAACCACCAUGCUAGCUUUUUUCAAAUAUGAUACAUGCACAGAAUUAUUCUACAUCUGUAUUUUCCUUGAAUAUUCCUUCUUUACAUCUAUGCCUGGGGCGGUUUUUAAUACUGCCCACUUUGACUCUCAAAAGUGACCCAG